This is a messenger RNA of Lachancea mirantina, 2274 nucleotides long. The record is from the annotation of a GenBank genome assembly. Lineage: Eukaryota; Fungi; Ascomycota; Saccharomycetes; Saccharomycetales; Saccharomycetaceae.
AUGGAGUCUAGUACCAAUGUCAAUUUGAGCGACCAACACACGGACGUAUCUUCAAGAAACCCGUAUCAAGAAGAAACUGCGCGGCUGAAGACGUCGCGGUCCUUUUCCAAUCUAGCGGUAAAUUCCGACUCUGGAAACAAAUUGAAACUCAAAGCGACCAUCAACAAGGGUUUGAAAACCCGAGCAAGUAGUAAGCAUCAAAUGGCCGCAUGUUGCUUCUGCAAAAAGCGACGAAAGAAAUGCGACGGCGGCUUUCCUACAUGCGGCGGAUGCAAGCAGAAUAACAUUCAGUGCACUGUGAUUGACAUCCCAACAGGGAGAGAAAUUCCAAGAAACUAUCUAGAUGUUCUGGAGACCAAAAUAGAGUUAUUAGAGAAAGAGCUGGGAGGUGCCAGUAAAUUAAUUGAAACACUCUCAAAGUCCCAAGAAAGCAUCGACGGGUUGUCGGAGAGUAAUCGAAUUGCAGAUCGAAUUGAAGACCAGAAGCAUUUCGGAGCAGAUAGGGACAAAGGACUCCCAUUGGAAGUUGGCUACAUUACCCUAACUGCUGCUGGAGAGCCUAGAUACAUUGGCGCAAGUAGCGCUUUUUCGAUAGCCAGGGCUAUACAUAGUACAAUAAGAUGCUAUGGACAACAGAAGACACCCCACGACUCGAGUAUUUAUCCUGAAGCCGAUGGGUUGUCGUUGAAUCGUACGCCCAAAAUGGUUGAAGCUGUUUUUCAAAAACCUAGUUUUGAAGAUGGUCGCUAUCUUUUGAAGGCUUAUCGUUACGGCGUUCAAUUUCAAUAUCCUUUUUUGGACUGGCAAUGGGUAACAAGCUGCUUCAAGAAUGUUAUGAAAGAUGAUUCGGAAGAGGACGAACCGCUUUUCUUUGUUUAUAUGAUCUUUGCGAUUGGCAGUCAGCUCUUAGACCAUUCUUCUAGCACUUUCUCGGAUAAUCAUACCAAGGCUUUUUACGAUAAAGCUUUUGAUCACAUAGGAUCGAUUGUCAAGGAAACUACGGUUCGUGCUGUCCAGGCGUACCUUCUGCUAAGUGUCUUCUCUCAAAAAAUGCCAUACGGCAGUUCCAUCUGGCAAACCACGGGUCUGGCUGUUAGAACUUCAGUGGCAUUAGGGCUGCAUCGCAAACCAUACGUCAGAAAUAAAAGCGACUUUUCAAAGAACGAUUGGCCGGAACAGGACCUGAAGUGCCGUAUUUUCUGGUGCGCAUACAGCAUGGAGCGGAUCAAUGGGUUGAUUUUAGGCCGACCUUUUGGAAUAUCCGAUGCGGAUAUUGACGUUCCCAUUCCGCAGUCAAGUGAAUACGAGGUUGCAGCUCAUGUGUUCAAACUACGAAUGCUUCAGUCCACCAUUUGCUCGUUUGUUUACAAACCACGGCCUUAUGCUGCCAGCCUGGAGGAUACUAAUGCUACGCGGCAUGAGAUUUUGUUAGAACUUAAUGAAUGGAAGUCUACCUUCCCCCAUAAGAAACGAGCUAAAAGUACUUGGGAAACCGAAAAUUGGUGCACGAUUUCCUAUCACAACUCAAUUUUGCUUCUCCUGAGACCCGUGGUCUUGGAAGUGGCAGAAUUAAAGGAAAAGAUGCCACCAAUCACAGCAAAAUGGUUUGGCAUUUUCGCUCAAUCCGCGUCGGCUAUAUGCUUAAACUAUAAACAGCUGCAUAGCAAGCAAAAAAUGAGCUAUACCUGGCUCGCCAUACAAUGCGUCUUUGUAUCGGGGCUAUCGUUCCUUUAUUGCAUGUGGCUAAAUUCUUCCUCCUCCUUGAACUUAUUGAAAUGGGCUCGGGGAAGCAUCAUAUAUGACACAAUUUCUGCAUGUUCCAACAUUCUAUAUGUCUUGGCGGAGCGCUGGAGUGAAGCUCAAAUAUUUCGGGAUUCAUUUGAACGCAUGUCAAAAGCCGUUCUCUCACACAUAGAGAAAACCAACGGCGAUGAGUCACACGUCACGUCUGAUGAGCUGUCGUCUCAAAGCCAGACGUGCGGCUCCGCCCUAGAAACUGGAGUGAGCCUGAAUUCUGAUCAAACAAAAAUCAGCUACGAGAUUGAUAUAAAUCAGACGUGUCGUCGCCAGAACCAGGGAUUGACGGACGGCCUUUCUUUUGCAAAUCCGCAGAAUUCUUCAGCUGGCUCGUCCCCGGAAAUGGUCUCCAUGGCUAUCGCGGGCAUUGUCGAUCGCUCUUACGACGGAGAGGCUGUCUGGGACUUCAUUAGCAAUACCGAAGACAACUUUGUCAAGGACAUGUUUUAUGAUUUAGAGACAGCUUUUGAAAUUUAA